This is a messenger RNA of Oikopleura dioica, 846 nucleotides long. Lineage: Eukaryota; Metazoa; Chordata; Appendicularia; Copelata; Oikopleuridae. The record is from the annotation of a GenBank genome assembly.
AUGCUGAAGGCGACUUUAAUCUCCCUUGUAAUGGGGUCCACUUUGGAUCCAUUAUACUGGACGGUUACUGAUCAAAGAUUCGAGACAGAACCGUUUCACAAGAUCACCGUCCGAAUUGGCGACAAAAUGGACCUGAUUUGCCCUCGCCACGGCGAUGGGUUAACCCACGAUGGGAAGAUGUUUCACAAGAUCUACGAAGUUUCAAAGGAGGCAUUCGAAAACUGCGAUUCCUCCCAAGGAAAACGACUCAUCAGCUGCGAUCAACCGACCAAGGAGAAGAAAUACACUGUCUUGUUUCAAGAACUUAACCCGUCGCCCUAUGGACUCGAAUUUCUUCCCGGCGAGACUUAUUAUUAUAUCUCAACUGGCGACGGAAUCGAAAGCGGAAUGGACAAAAGACAAGGCGGUGGCUGCUCGAGUCACAACAUGAAACUCGCCAUCGCAGUUGAAGCCGAGGACUUUUUGCUGGAAGAAAACGGGCCGAGCAACGGAAAACUGACGAGCGGAAGCCGCGGAGAAGAAGGACCACUCGCCGAGGAAAUCGAAGAAAUCGAAAACAACUCCGCGCUCAUCAUCGGAAUCGCCAUCGGAGCUGCCUUCGUCAUGCUCAUCGUUGUCUCCAGUUUCUUCAUCUUCAGAUGUCUCAGAAACCGAAAUUCAACCAACGACAAAAUGGUCUUCAUCUCCGGCACCUCCCCCGUCGACAUCACCCGCGUCGCUGGCAACUACGCCACCCAAGACGUCAACGACUUGGAUUUCAUCUACCACACGGGCUCCGAACAGUCGACGAACCAGAGCUACGUCACCCGCGACAGCUACACGCCCGGCGACGUCUGCGAAGUCUAA